Molecule: messenger RNA, 1537 nt
Organism: Penaeus chinensis
Lineage: Eukaryota; Metazoa; Arthropoda; Malacostraca; Decapoda; Penaeidae
Exons: 7
Coding region: 16-1077 (353 amino acids)
Source: RefSeq, a predicted model, not a curated record
AGCUAGGGCGUCAGGAUGGAGGAUGGGGAGGGGAAGGGAUACGAGUGCCAGAGGCGGAGGGUACCUGAGGUGAUUUCCAAGGUAUGCAACAGUUACGGUGACAUAGGGGACAGCGCGAAGGCAGUACGUCACGCUCACCGAGAGGAUGGAGUCGCUGACCUGUCCUGUGCCCAGUUGCAAGCCCAGCAGGAGGCGGAGGCCAUGGCGAGGGCGCUGCAGGAGCCCGUGACGCUGGGCACCCUCAAGCAGGACUCUCUCAUGAUUCCGGUGGCUAAGAUGAAGCAGUUCUUCCCAGCGGGGCAUCCGAUCCCAACUAUUGCGUCACAAGGGCGCCUACGACUGCUCGAAGCCCCUGAACACAACAUCCACGUGGUGUUCCACAUGAUGGGCUCGGCCGUCCAUGUCAACGCAGCACUGAGGUCUCCUCUCCUCGACUCGUACGCGCACCAGCGGGAGUGCGUCGUCAAGGCAUUCAAGGCAGCCGUGUCCGCAGCGAACGUUGGCGCCGGCACGCUUCAGGGCAUGGUUCUCCUCAACCUGGAACGAGGCGGCGAAAUGGGCGCAGUGGAGUUCCCGUUCAUGAUCGUGUGGUUCGUCGACGGCCGGCAGUGCGACGCCAAUCAGCUGAUCGGAAGAGUCCGGCAGAGCAGCCUGGAGACGCUGGACCCCAUGAAGACAGGGUUCACUUGUUCGCACUACUUUGACACCUUCGAGGAAGUGGCGACGCUAGCUCGGCCUCCUUUAGAGAAGAUGCAGCGGAAAGCCUCCACGGCCAACACGGGUUACAUCCUCACGGUUUUCCGAGUCUUCGAAGGGAACGACGGCGUCAAGUUCGAGAGGAACUGGCUUGGGUGGACGGGAGCCAGAACGCUGUACAAGAGCCUGACGAGCGAGGUCGGCCUCAAGCGGAUCACGCUGCACAAGUCGUCGCCUCAGAACGGGACCCUCCACUACGUCCUCAUGUGCGACUGCUCCAACUUCCUCACUUGCUUCAACAAAGCCGUCAAAGCCGUCCCUUCCUUGCGGAUGCGAUUAUGUGGAGAUACGGGAUUAUAUAGGCCUAUAUGUACACUCUGAAUCUGUCUCUGGGAUUUUUUUUUUUUUUUAAUGUAAGAUACUUUUUUUUUUCUAUUCGUUGGUCCCAUUAAUCUUAAGUUUGUUAGUGUGACUCAUAAGACCAAAAUGUUUUUGCGAGGGUUGAUUCUUCACAUUAUAUGAUGGAUUUUUUUUAUCAUCGACGUGCUGACAAUGAUUGAUUGUUGAGUUGUAAACGAGGAUGUUGAUAUAUACCCUUUUCCUUCUCUUGGCUGACCUCGGCGAAAGAGAAUCGAUUUUCUGACAAGUGAUGCAUCAGAUACUGUACAUGUAUGUAUAUAUUAUUAAUUUGUAGUCUUUCACUUUUUCCCAGACGCAGCUCUUGUGGUCCUGUUUUGUUAACUUUUGGUACGAUAUUUACAUGGGUUUUUCAUUCACCAUUUUCUAUAGUUCAUAGUUGUUUUUACUACUCGGAAUCGUUUGUGUAUUUACUUAUAUAUAU